Messenger RNA from Gopherus evgoodei (Goodes thornscrub tortoise), 2203 nucleotides. RefSeq names its product TAL bHLH transcription factor 2 (gene TAL2). Gene Ontology annotation, biological process: regulation of transcription by RNA polymerase II. The transcript is spliced from 2 exons. Bases 150 to 503 code for a protein of 117 amino acids. NCBI's taxonomy places the organism in Eukaryota, Metazoa, Chordata, Testudines, Testudinidae. The record is from RefSeq and is a predicted model, not a curated record. Gene Ontology annotation, molecular function: DNA-binding transcription factor activity, RNA polymerase II-specific; protein dimerization activity; RNA polymerase II cis-regulatory region sequence-specific DNA binding.
UUGGCUGAGUGCAGCAAGAGCAGCCUUUCUGUCCAGGGUCUGUGAGAGCAAAGAGAAAGGAAGGGGAAUCAUCCUAUUCUGCUGGAAGUUCACUGGCUGAACCAGGUUUCAAGAGCAGCAAGCACCUGUGUUUGGGAAAAGCCUUGAGUAUGACCAGAAAGAUCUUCACCAACACCAGGGAGCGGUGGAGGCAGCAAAAUGUCAACAGCGCCUUUGCCAAGCUGAGGAAGCUCAUCCCCACCCAUCCCCCAGACAAAAAACUGAGUAAGAACGAGACACUCCGCUUAGCCAUGAGGUACAUCAACUUCCUCGUCACGGUCCUGGGGGAGCAGAGCCUGCCGCAGACAGGAGUGGCUGCCCGGGGCAGUAUACUGGGGCUGUUUCAACAAGCCCCACAUUUGCAGAGUAUGCAGGAACUAACUCUGAUUGAAGACUGUGGAGUCCCUUCUCCGGGCACAAGCAGCAAUAUCCCAGAGUGCUGGUCAGAGACGUCAUCUCCCUAGCAGGCAAUGAGUGAGGCAGUCCUGGUGUUAGUUUGAUAGUCUCCUUUGCAUAACUUGUGGGUUGUUUGCCUCUGUACAGUAUUUAUCUAUUUAUAUCUAUUACUGUUGUAUUAAAUAUAUUUUUAUUUAAAAGGAAAGGAGGUGGAAGGAAUCAUUGGAAGGAGGACAAUGACUUGGAUGAAUAGGGAGUGGUGUUCGACCCUUGGAAAUUUGCAAGGAUUCAAUGUAGUGAUUUCACAGAUUCAUGGAAAAAUCAAAGCCAAGAGGGGACCAUUAUGAUCUGAGCCCCUGUAUCACAGAAACCAUAGAAUUUCAUCCAGUUAUUGCUGCAGUGGAAGAGAUUAUUCUUCCUUGCUACAUAAGGAGACGCUAUCGAGUCCAGUUGCUUGUGGCUCAGCUGGCAUGUUUCACUUAAAAAAUAUCCAGCCUUGACUGAAAGGUUCCAAGCAAUGGAGCAUUUAGCACAUCCCUUGGUCGGCUCUUCCAAGUUAAGAGUUUACAUCUUAUUUCUGUACUGAAUUUUUCUAACAAGUAGCUUUCAACUGCUGGGUCUUGUUUUGCCUUUGUCUGUUAGGCGGAAGGGCUCUCUAACACCAGAAUGAAGCACAAAUGAGUAAAUAAAUAACAGCCACCAAGAAAUUAAAACAGAAAUGCCAGCCUACGUUGAAAGAAGAAAUUUUAUGGGCAAAGUUUCAGCAGAUGCAGUGGAUAGUGUCCAUCAGCAGAUCUAUACCCAGCUGUGGGAGCACCAGAGGGAAACUGGCCAUCCUCAUUCUGGCUCCUUUCAAAACCCACAGAGAGUCUGCUCCUCUGGCCUUCCAUGGCAGGACUUAAUGGGCCCGGAGCUAGCCUUAUGUGCAUGAAUCCCCUGGGCCAGCAAAGACACCUGUAUGCAAACGUCUAGGCAAAUUCCACAUCACCCGCAGACCAUGCCAAACAAGAGUAGGAAGCGGGGACUCUGCGAAGCUGUUGCUGACCAGAAUACAGGCCUGCAGGAGUCCAGCUUUUGCAGCAAACAUGUGUGCCCAUUUGGCAUGCUUCCAGAGUUAGGUUUCCUAUGAUCGUCACGCCAGCCUAUGAGACCAGCGCAUCUCUCUACCAGAAUGGCUGAGGUCGUGUUUGUACAUGUAUCCUGUGUGUGUAUGGACCAUGGGCUUCCCUUAAAACGUGCUGAUUUUGCCUUUGAUAAUUAGAUGAGUUUGAGCCAAAGCCCAAUGAACUCAAGGAAAAAAAUGCAGUAGGAAAUACUUCCAUUGAACUCAGUGGGCUUCGGCUCGUGCCCCAUUAGCAGUAGCCCCAGUACAAAUUACUGUAGGGCAGUGGUUCUCAAACUAUGGGGUGAGCCUCCCAAGGGAGGCACAGGAAUGUGUCAAGGAAUGUGCAUGCUCCGUGGGGGGUGGAGGGUUGUUUUUUUAAGCACUCUGGGCUGUGGCUGUCAAUCCUGAGUGGCUGGGGCCCAUGCAGAAGGAAUGUGCACACCAAGGAAGCAGGGAUAAAGGGGACAGCCAGAGCCCUGCUGCCCCGGGGGUCGGGUUCUUCUUUCCACCCACCUCAAUCCCUCACUGGAAGGCAGCCGGGGCUCAGGCUAUCCUUUCCCUCCCACCCCCAAUCCCAAUCCCUCACCUGGCUGUGGUGGGGCUCUGACUGUCAAUCCCGGUGUGGCUGCAGCAAUGCAGAAGUAAGGGUGGCAAUGGGGCGCU